Hippopotamus amphibius kiboko is the source of this 1636-nucleotide messenger RNA. It is a transcript of the gene SFXN4, whose product is annotated as sideroflexin 4. The record is from RefSeq and is a predicted model, not a curated record. Lineage: Eukaryota; Metazoa; Chordata; Mammalia; Artiodactyla; Hippopotamidae. The transcript is spliced from 14 exons. Gene Ontology annotation, molecular function: monoatomic ion transmembrane transporter activity. Gene Ontology annotation, biological process: mitochondrial transmembrane transport; monoatomic ion transport. Bases 129 to 1070 code for a protein of 313 amino acids. Gene Ontology annotation, cellular component: mitochondrial inner membrane.
UCGGCUCCUCCUCCGCGCCGGGCCCGGAGGCCGCGGCCUUUCCUGGCAGCUCGUCCGUCCCAGGACGAGGACCCAGUGGAGGAGGAAGCGCGGGGGGCCGGGCGGCUCCCGGCGGCGGCGCCGCCCGCAUGGAGCCCAAUGUGCGCUUCUGGAUCGCCGAAUGCCAAUCUUUUAUUCAAAGAUUUCUUCAGUGGACAGAAUUAUUGGAUCCUACAAAUUUGGUCGUUUCACUUGAAAAAAUAGAAGAAUCAAGGCAGCUAUUGUUAGCAAAUGAGGAUGCAUCCAGAGGUGACUUGGAGGACAAAAGGAUACAAGAAGCUUGGAAGAGGAGCCUCUCAACAGUGCAUCCUGACAGUGGCAAGCUGAUCCCUGGUCCUUUUCGACCUGCAGCCUUCCUGCCUUUCACGGCGCCCUUGGUAUUUCUGUCAAUGCUGCCAGUAAAAAGUCUAAAGUCCAUGAUUUUACCUCAGGCUUCCUUCUACACCUACAGUACAGUCUUCAGCAUCGUUAAUGGAAAUGCAAGUUACGAUUGUCGCCCCCAUGAGAGUAUGUUACUAGGGGCAGGAGUGAUCACUUCUUCCACCUUUUUUGGAUUAUUCCCUCGUUUGCUCCAAGUAAAGUUUUCACUGAAUAGUGUUUUGAGCAGAAACGUCAUUCCUGUCGUCAUUCUUGCCCAACUCAGUGGAAUGAAUGUGAUUGCAUCCCGAAGUUUGGAGCCCAUGAGAGGCAUUGAGGUCAUGGACAAGGAAGGCAAUGUCAUAGGCUAUUCCAGAAAAGCUGGGACAAAGGCUGUUAAAGAUACAGCGACAUCCAGAAUUGUGCUGUUUGGGACCUCAGCUUUUAUCCCUGAAGUCUUCUCAUACUUUUUUAAAAGGACCCAGUUUUUCCUGCAGUGUCCAUCGUCACUGUGGACCCUAAAGCUUUCUUGUACUGUCCUUGUCAUGGGACUCAUGGUGCCAGUUUCUUUUAGUGUAUUCCCACCGAUUGGACGGAUACAGUACAGUGAACUUGAAAAGGAAAUUCAGUCUGCAACAGAAGAAACAGAACUCUUCUAUAACAGAGGGGUAUAGGGGUGAGUUUUAGAUGAAUUUGUUUGGUACCUGCCUGAAAACCUUCCUUCAAGGUUUCAGUUUGGGCAACCCUGCCAGAAGUGUCCUGGAAACCUCAGAGGUGUCUGCGCCAACAUGAUGGCUUCCAGUUACACAUGCCAAGAGGCUGGUCAUGCCUAGGAUUAACCACCUUGGAUGGAAGAAGAGAAAUGGGGGCUGUCCUGUCUGACACGGGGUUGCUGAAGGGAUGCGCGAUAUAAGAUUCAGUUUCCUAUUUGUUUGUCAGCCUAUAAAAGGAUACUGUGAAAUUACCAAUAAACUUGUCUAAAGUUGAGUAUUUGAAAACUAAGGAGAAAGGCCCACCAUGUCCACGGUACAGGCAUUAAACUGAUGGCCCACCUCAAGGUACACGUGUGGGGAGCCAGUGAAGGCCUCCAACCCCCAAAGCAAUUGUGUUUCCCUUCUAAGUUUAUACUAUUUGGACAGCUACUUAAAAUCUUUGCCAGCUGUUACCCAGCUCCUUCUUUCUCACUGGCAAGUGACCCUGUCUCUUCCUCCGCAGUGAAAGCCAAGGCUAUUGGCCUCCU